AUAACAGCUCGGAACUAAACUAGGUUAGCUGCUGCGGUGCUGUGCCCCGGCUGGGGCACCACGUGUAAAAACACGUUCCGGGAAACCAGCGGACUGCUCCUUUUAGAGGAGCUGGCAUACGUUUAACAGAGGAAAUGACCCCGGGACGCUCCGGUUCGGGCCGCAUUCGAAGAGGCCGUGUACCAGUGGCGGUAAACGGGUCUGGGUGACGGGUUUCUUCAACGCUGAACCGACCCUGAGGUUGUUUAUCGGUAGCCGGACUUUGCUCACCCCAGACGGCGGUCGCUGAGUGGCUGGCUGGCCGGCCGCGGGGCGGGAGAGCUUCCGGGAGCCGCGUGAUUCCACGUCAGCGCGUUCCACAAAAAAAACAAAAAACGGGUCAAGUCAGUUGGACUUGAAUAGAAAUUGGGUUCACGAGACAAGCCUUACUGGAUUGUGUCAAACACAGAUGGAUCUUGUGAAACACACCGGUGGGUGCCAUUGUGGGGCCGUCAGAUUUGAGGUGUGGGGUUCCCCAGACCUCCACGUUUUCCACUGCAACUGUAGCAUUUGCACAAAGAAGCAAAACCAUCACUUCAUUGUGCCAAAAAGUCAGUUCACGCUGUUACAGGGGUCAGAAAACUUGAUCACGUACACAUUUAACACGCACAUUGCCAAGCACAGUUUCUGUAAAGUUUGUGGAGUUCAGAGUUUCUACACCCCACGUUCCAACCCGGAUGGAUAUGGCAUUGCUCCUCACUGUCUGGAUCCAGGUACUGUGCACAGCGUCACAGUUGAGAAGUUCUGUGGUGAGAAAUGGGAAGAAAGCAUGCAGGCCCAUAAGAGCAUCAGAGGCAUGUCUAAACCAGCAGCCGACACACAGCCAAGACAAACAGGCCCAGACUGACACCAAGUAACCCUAUUUUCAUCAGCAGCAGACUGGGAACUUCGAACAGUUUUUUUUUUUUUUUUUAAUAUAACACAGUUAAAUAUCUAAAUCAGACCACGUUCAAAAAUUCUCUCUAAAGGUCACAUUCAACAAAAUAUUAGUUUAUUUUCAGUGCAAUAACUAGAAAGCAACCAUCUUUAAAGACUUUCAAAAGUAGUGAAUGACAUAAAAAAUUGUUCACAGGUUGUACUUGCCAUCAAAAUAAUCUGAUCUAGAUCACUGAGGUGAAGUACUGUUACUUGUCAAGACAGGAUAGAGAAGUAGGUCCAUAUCAACAUGUUGUAAGAUGAAAAAAUAUUCUUUUAAGCAAUUAUGUAGUUAUACAUUUGACCAACGAAAGUAGUAGUAGUACAGUUUUGACUUUUAUACAUGUACAAAAACAUGCAAACAUUUUUUUUUCUUUUGGCUUUUCCCCCUCUUUUUCUCCCCAGUGGUACUUGGCCAAUUACCCUAUUUUUCGAGCUGUCCUGGUCUCUGCUCCACCCCCUCUGCCGAUCCGGGGAGGGCUGCAGACUACCACAUGCCUCCUCCAAUACACGUGGAGUCGCCAGCCGCUUCUUUUCACCUGGC
Lampris incognitus (smalleye Pacific opah) is the source of this 1498-nucleotide messenger RNA. It is a transcript of the gene cenpv, whose product is annotated as centromere protein V. The transcript is spliced from 5 exons. Bases 449 to 886 code for a protein of 145 amino acids. Lineage: Eukaryota; Metazoa; Chordata; Actinopteri; Lampriformes; Lampridae. The record is from RefSeq and is a predicted model, not a curated record. Gene Ontology annotation, molecular function: carbon-sulfur lyase activity.